UUACCAAUUGCGCCCAACAUAUUGCGUUAUCCGGAUGUAGGCAAGGCCACAUCGAUCACACACGCUACAAAUGCGUGACGGCCAUCAUAGCUAGGAAACCAACUGCAAGGAAACCAUUUCUCUAAAUAUGGUUACACUUACAACUACAUCCUGUUCGCAAUGCAAUGAGUGAUGGUUUUGAUAAUGUGGCCUUUCAACGGGAAUGGUCUGCUUCAAUUCAAUGUAUGAUCAUCCACGAAAGGUGCAGGCCAUGUGGGCUGAGCAGCAAUAAGCCAACAGAACUGAAGAACCAACCCCAAGGCCUUCCACUAGGACCUGUUUAUCGCUUGCACUACCCAUCUCCACAUGUGUAGUCGGAAAGAUGGUGGAUUCAUCAGCCAGGUUCUGUUGUAAGUUUUCGUGUGGAUUCAACCUGUAACAGCUACUUGGGAGAACAUCAAGUUGAGACUGGCCACAUUCAUUCUGCUGUUGACAACUGUGCUGGGCAGAUCAUUGUUGUUCACUGUGUUGGAUGUCGAAAUUGUUCAGGUUCUGCGCAAGAUGGCCCAGGAACAUGUGUAUAAAGUGUUGUUCUUUCUGCAAUCGGCAGCUUUCAUUGCCUUCGUUAUAAAUUAUUCGCAGAAGUCUGAUGUUGUUUUUGCCCCGGUCAGACAAUCCCCUCCGGUCAGACAAUCCCCUCCUGCUACCACUGCGCCUCGUGAGUGCAAAUGCAUUGAAGCUACCAUCAGGACCGCUUUUGAUGCUGCGGCUGUUUGCAAGGACGUCCUCGAGUCCAGGGGGAAGAUUUCCAACUGCACCCUGGCCGACAUCAAUAGGAGACCUGGGGUGGUGUUGCUUACCACUACAAACCUCGCCUUCCUGGAUGUUACCCUGAACAUGCUGGAGAGCAUCAAGAGAACGGGUGUGUGCGUCAACACCACUGUCAUUGCUGAGGACAAGAAGGUCUUUGAGCAGUUGCGGAUGAGACUGGAUGGUGAUCUGGCAUACCGUGUCCUCUUGACUAAUUCAGGUGAGAUGGACGUCAUAGAACACCCACGAUCUCAUGGCAGCCAGUACUAUGGUCUGAUGAACAAACGCCAGGCCUAUAUCCUGGCUUUGCUACAGGAGGGUUACGAGGUGCUGUUUUCAGAUGCCGACACUUUUUGGUUCCGGGACCCCUUUCCCUUUUUCGAGGGAGACUUUGACAUCUCCUUGAUAGACUCUGUCAACCCGUUUGGAGUUAGAUCUGGGAAAUCCAAUUUCUGUGCUGGCUUCGUGUACUUUAAGCCGACCAACGCGAGUCUUCAAUUUGUCAAGGCCUGGGUGGAUGCACUUGACAGUAACAAAAAGAAAGGCAGGUAUACACCGGAUCAGAACGUUAUGAAUGGGCUUCUCAAAAGCGACAAACCCGUGUAUGUUAAGAUCAAACCCCUGGACACGAACAUCUUCCCGUAUGGACCCAAAUUUUAUGACCUGCUUGCGAAAAAGGCGAACUAUUCAACUGUUGUAAUGCACGCCGCCAGUAUCCGUGGACAUGAGGCCAAAGUUACGAAGUUCAAGAGUUCAGACAUGUGGUUGGUAAACAAGACGACAAAUGAGAUGCUAGCAGAAAGCACGUGACUUCUCUGAGAGUCGGUUGGUGUAUCCGGUUCGUAAGUGACUGCGUCAUCGCGCACGCACCGCUGAUUACUAGCGCCACUUUGCACUACUUCCGGUUCUAAUGGUUGCAAUGAUUUUCAAUGCUACUCCGUGUGUAGUGGGCGUGGUUUCAGUUAAAAAGAUGUAGCGUUUACGAACCGGAUACAUGUAAAAGGCCAGUUAAUACUCGGCGCCAAUGCUUGUGCACAUUUUGGACGUCACAAGUAUGCGCUUAUUCGAAAUACCUCCUCCCUAGUGAUGUUGAACGCAAAACUUUAACUUUCGUUAAAGGUAGAGUUUAUUAUUUGCUGCCCUCCAAAUAACUUUAUUUUUAAGAAGCAUACUUGGUUUUUAGUACUGGCUCUAAACCCCAUGUGAAAUUAUUCUU
This is a messenger RNA of Patiria miniata (bat star), 2005 nucleotides long. Its product is annotated as UDP-D-xylose:L-fucose alpha-1,3-D-xylosyltransferase MGP4-like. The coding region runs from base 541 to 1599 and encodes 352 amino acids. The record is from RefSeq and is a predicted model, not a curated record. Gene Ontology annotation, cellular component: Golgi apparatus. The transcript is spliced from 5 exons. Lineage: Eukaryota; Metazoa; Echinodermata; Asteroidea; Valvatida; Asterinidae. Gene Ontology annotation, molecular function: glycosyltransferase activity.